Molecule: messenger RNA, 518 nt
Organism: Arachis ipaensis
Lineage: Eukaryota; Viridiplantae; Streptophyta; Magnoliopsida; Fabales; Fabaceae
Source: RefSeq, a predicted model, not a curated record
AAAAGAAGAACUCAAAGUUAUUAACUGCCUCAGCAGUGUUUCUUCCAGUUCACCCAAUGAUGGUUUCAGUUAUUCAAACUAGGAUGAUGGAGCUUACAAGGGAGCCAGAAGCACCAGACAGGGCAGUGGCUCAAUGGCAUCUCUGGAAGAGUGUAGUGGCAGAAUGGUGUGCCGCACUUGAAGAGGAGAAGAUUGGGAGAUUUCGAUGUCGGCAACGGUGGAAUGAUGCGACAAAAGAGGGGAGCACACAGACAAGCUUUUGGUGGUUUGAAGUCACUCCCUCAAAGCAUCAGAAUGAGUUUCCAUCAGUGCCUCCUGUAAACUCAGCUUACUCUAUCCAGUCAGAUGCAGUUGAAAAUGAAUCAUAUCAAAGCUCCCCAAAGUACCCUAGCAGACAGGGAGGCUUACCCUUCAAAAGCAGUGCGAACUGAGUAACUUUGAGCAUACUUUCGAAUACUGGUAAGUGGUAACUAAGAGCUUUGUCCCUCUCUUUUGCUUCUAUAAGAAAAAAUUAAAGA